Prionailurus viverrinus (fishing cat) is the source of this 8453-nucleotide messenger RNA. RefSeq names its product zinc finger protein 624 (gene ZNF624). Gene Ontology annotation, biological process: regulation of transcription by RNA polymerase II. Gene Ontology annotation, cellular component: nucleus. The transcript is spliced from 6 exons. Lineage: Eukaryota; Metazoa; Chordata; Mammalia; Carnivora; Felidae. Gene Ontology annotation, molecular function: RNA polymerase II cis-regulatory region sequence-specific DNA binding; DNA-binding transcription activator activity, RNA polymerase II-specific. The record is from RefSeq and is a predicted model, not a curated record. The coding region runs from base 835 to 3429 and encodes 864 amino acids.
GCCCCGGUUCCCCGCCGCCCCUCCCUCGGCGCUGGGCUCCUGGCGGCGUCCGGGGCGGGGCCGUUCCCUCCAGAGCCCCUGUCCCUGAGCCGACACGCCCACCCGAGAGGCGACUGGGGCUGGGCCUCCUGCCUGGCUGUCGGCGCGGUCUCCCCCAGGCUUGGCUCCGGGGCUGGCGGUGCCCUCGGCGGCGGGCGCGGCGCUGGGGUUGGGGAGCACGGGGCGCGGCCGUAGGCUCAGUGGGGUUCGACUAGGGCCUGCUGGCCUCUGACCUGACUUUCCGCCUCUUCCCAGUCCCGCGCCUUUGAUGGAGGAAGCGGGGGGACCCCGGAUGGGCACUUAGGGAAAAAGGGCGAGGCUGGAGGAAGGACAGUCUCCGUCCUGGCUUCUGAACCCGCAGGGAUGGAACGAUUUCACACCUGAUGGCCUGACAGGUGGAUGAACUCCUGUCCUUUCGGUAACCGAGGCAGCUUCCCCCCCUCCCCCCGCCCCGUCUCAUUUUAUGGCAUUUCACGGAAUCACUUUCAAAUCACCUGUCUCUCCCAGACCUGACAAUGGCAUUAUUGCUUUGGCUGGGAAGUGCUGGAUUGGUCCGAGGCGCUGAAGUUCUCAACAAGAACAUGGACCCCUUCGUUAUUUUAAAAUAACAAAGCUAGCUGAGGACCCACAGCAAGUGACGUUUUUCAAGUCUUUGAUACUUCCGCAGUGCUUGGGAAGACAGACAGGGACACUAUCCAGAAAAAAAUAUCUAGGCGAUUACGACUAUGGAGAAAUGUCGGCCUGGAUUAGAUAUCUUCUGCAUAAUGGCAGAGGUGAAAGGAGAAACAGUGCGCCAUGUCUUUGCAGGACCCCACUCUCGGCAGAGAGGGGAACACAGAGGAAGAGAUUAUGGCUGCUGUGGUUUUUUCUGUUGGACCUCUGAAUCCUGAAGUUUCCAAGCCAGAUGAAGACCUUCACCUUCAGGCUGAAGAACCAGAAUUGGAAAAGGAUUCUGUGACAUUUAAAGAUGUGGCUAUAGACUUCUCAUUAGAAGAGUGGAGGUUGAUGGACCUUUCCCAGAGGAACCUGCACAAGGACGUGAUGCUAGAGAAUUACAGGAAUCUUGUCUCCCUGGGGCUUGCAGUUUCCAAACCAGACAUGAUAUCUCACCUGGAGGAUGGCAAAGGACCGCGGGUGGUAGUGAGGGAAAUUGCAAGAACCCCCUAUCCAGAGCUGGAGACCAAACCUGCAGCCAAGAAUGUUGUAUCAACAGAAAAUACUUCUGAAGAUGUAUCACAAGAGACCAUAAUAGAUAAACUCACAGAGAACAGUCUGUGGAACCCCAGAAUGGGAGGAUUAUGGAAAUGGAAUGAAAGGAUACUGAGAUUGCAAAAUAGUCAGGAAAAUCAUUUGAGUCAAAGAAUAGUUACUCACAAGAAAAUUUCCACUGGUCAAAGAGGAUUUAGAUUUGGAUCUAUUCUUUUUCCAGAAGCGGGAGUUAUCACAGAAGGGCCCCACGGCAAAUGCCAAACACGUGAAAAUUUCACUGAGAAUUUAGAUUUGAUUACAGAUACCCAUCUAGGAAAGAAAAUCUGCAAGGAUACAGAAGGCAGCAAAGCUGUAAGGCCUACUUCAGAACUUACUUUAGGAAAAAAAUACAAUAAUAAAGAAAAACCCUAUAAAUGUAGUACCUGUGAAAAGUCCUUUCGUUACAGGUCAUUACUGAUUCAACAUCAGAGAACGCACACUAAAGAAAAACCUUAUGAAUGUAAUGAAUGUGGGAAAAUGUUCAGCCAGCCUUCAUAUCUCAGUCAACAUAAAAAAAUUCAUACUGGAGAAAAACCCUACAAGUGUAACGAAUGUGGAAAGGCCUUCAUUGCUUCUUCAUCACUUAUGGUACAUCAGAGAAUUCAUACUAAGGAGAAACCUUAUCAGUGCAAUGUCUGUGGAAAAUCUUUUAGCCAGUGUGCUCGCCUUAAUCAACACCAGAGAAUUCAAACCGGAGAGAAGCCCUAUAAAUGUAGUGAAUGUGGGAAAGCUUUCAGUGAUAAAUCAAAACUCGCAAGACAUCAGGAGACUCACAAUGGAGAGAAACCCUACAAAUGCAAUGAUUGUGGGAAAGCCUUUAGGAAUAAGUCCUAUCUUAGUGUACAUCAGAAGACCCAUACUGAAGAGAAACCAUAUAAAUGCAAUGAAUGUGGGAAAUCUUUCAAGAAUACCACAAUUUUUAAUGUUCAUCAGAGAAUUCAUACUGGAGAGAAACCCUUUAGAUGUAAUGAAUGUGGGAAAGCCUAUAGAAGUAAUUCAAGCCUUAUUGUACAUAUAAGAACUCAUACUGGGGAAAAACCUUAUGAAUGUAAUGAAUGUGGGAAAGCAUUCAAUCGUAUAGCAAAUUUCACAGAACAUCAAAGAAUUCAUACAGGAGAAAAACCCUAUAAAUGCAACGAAUGUGGAAAAGCAUUCAUUAAUUAUUCAUGCCUUACCGUACACCACAGAAUGCAUACAGGAGAGAAACCUUAUAAAUGUAAUGAAUGUGGAAAGGCCUUCAUGCGUUCUUCAUCCCUAAUUAUACAUCAGCGGAUUCAUACUGAAGAAAAACCUUAUCUAUGUAAUGAAUGUGGGGAGUCUUUCAGAAUAAAAUCACACUUAACUGUGCAUCAGAGGAUUCAUACUGGAGAGAAACCGUAUAAAUGUACUGACUGUGAGAGGGCAUUUACCAAAAUGGUAAAUCUCAAGGAGCAUCAGAAAAUCCAUACUGGAGUGAAACCUUAUAAAUGCUAUGAUUGUGAGAAAUCUUUCAGGACUAAGUCCUACCUUAUCGUACAUCAAAGGACCCAUACUGGGGAAAAACCAUAUAAAUGUAAUGAAUGUGAAAAGGCUUUCACUAACACAUCGCAACUUACCGUACAUCAAAGAAGGCAUACUGGAGAAAAACCCUAUAAAUGUAAUGAGUGUGGGAAGGUUUUCACAAGUAACUCAGGCUUUAAUACCCAUCAGAGAACACAUACUGGAGAGAAACCAUUUAAAUGUAAUGACUGUGGGAAAGCAUUUAGCCAGAUGGUACACGUCACAGAACAUCAGAAAAUCCAUAGUGGAGAGAAACCCUAUAAAUGUGAUGUCUGUGGAAAAGCCUUCAGGAGGGGUUCCUACCUUACAGUGCAUUGGAGAACACAUACUGGAGAAAAACCCUAUACAUGUAAGGAAUGUGGAAAAGGUUGUAUCACUCUAUCACAGCUAACUCUUCAUCAGAGAAUUCAUACUGGGGAAAGGCCCUACAAAUGUGAAGAAUGUGGAAAAGCCUUCAGAACCAACUCAGAUUUUACUGUACAUUUGAGGAUGCAUACUGGAGAAAAACCCUAUAAAUGUCACGAAUGUGGAAAAGCCUUUAGGAGUAGCUCAAGCCUUACUGUACAUCAAAGAACCCAUCAGAGAGAAACUCAAUUAAUAUAAAAAGUAACAAACCAUUCAUCCAGAUGUCAGCUCUACAAGGAGAAUCUUAUAAACUGUGUCUUUUAUGAAUGUGGGAAAACUUUCAGGAGCAAUUCACCAGAAAACACACACUUAAGGGAUACUUUAUAAACAUAAAAAUGUGGAAAACUCAUAUUAAAUCUUAGAAGUCACAAGCAAAUUCACAGUAGAGAAAAAUAGUGGACAAAUGAAAGCCUUCACCCAGAUUUCAUACUUUGUUCACUUAAAUUAUCUUCAAUGAAUUGCCUAUAAUUUUUUACCUAUUUUUCUAUUGGUUUGUCUUUCUUACAAAUCUGGAGGUGCUCUUUAUAUACUUGAAAUAUUAAUCCUUUGUCAUGUGUGUUUGAAAAUUUUUUAAUCUAGCAUUUGUUUUUAUGCUUUUUUAUAUGGUAAAAGAAGUUGCCACAUUUUAAUUUUUCACAGAUACUUAUUUUCCUUUUUAGAUUAAUUUACUCUUUUAGUUAAAAGAGUCUCCUUAAUCCCUAGGUUAUACAUAGUGUUCUAAAUUUGUUUCUAAGAUUUUGUUAAUUUUAUAUUUUAUAUUAAAGUCUUUAAUCUGUCUGAACUAGAUGGCUAGUCAUAGAAGAGCAAAUUGCCAUUAAUCUCUGAAAAUAUUAUGAACCUAAGGUAGUACUCAGGGAAAUGCAAAUUAAAACAACCAAUGAGAUGUCACCUCCACUAAAUGGAGUUAGCAAAAAUUAAGAGAUCUUUUGGUAGUUGGAUUUGGGAAACCAUGUACUCUUAACACAAACGGUUAUAUCAACUUCUAUUUCCACCAGCAAUUAAGCAAUAUGUAUACAAAUAUUUUAAUAACAUUUCAAAAUAAAAAUACUUUGACCUAGCAGUCUCACUUUGGGGAUCUUCCCCACAGAAAUAACAGCAUCAGUGCAUAAGAAUACACAUAAGUCAGGAUUUUUGUUGAAGUAUUGUUUGUAGAGGCAAAGUAGAAAACCAAGUGGAGACUAAGUGAAUGCCCAUUAAUUGGGAAAUGGUUGAAUAAAGUGUGAUAUAGCCAUUCUAUGGAACAGCAUGAGAGUAAUUUUUAAAAUUAGUUAUAUAUACACUAGUUGAUCUCAAGGUAUUGCCACAAUUUUUAAUAACUAAUUGCUUUAUUGCAGAGCUUUAUGUGUACAGGAUUUCAUUUUUUGUUAAAUGAUCAUUCCCAUUUAUGUAUAUAUGUGUAUGUGAUGAGCAUGGAAACAAGUAUAUAUACUUGGCUGAAUAUAUACCAAGCUGUUAAUAUUGGUUACCUUGAAGGAAGGGAGAAGAGAAGUAGGGGAAAGGACUAGAAAAAAAAAAUUUUUUUUAAUGUAAGUGCAGCAUGUAUGGUAUAAAAUUCUAUAUAAAACUGUAUUUGUAUGAACUUUUGAGAACUACGAAUGAAGGAUGGUCUCCAAAAAGUUAGAUUGUUUUAGAGUUGGGGGAGUAUGCAGUACUUUUUGUCCGAUUACUGCACUUCUAUGUAUUUUAUAAGCUUUCCUUCCCAACAAGCAUGUGAUACUUAACAUAAACAGGAAACACCUAUUUUACUUGUGAAGGUAAUUUACUGGACACCUGUUAUGUACCAAGAAUUACCCUAAUAUAUUGGCAGGGUAGGGACAGUCAGGAAUCUAAGAGCAUGGGAAUUUGUUCUGAUGCUGCAUAGAUUCCAAACAAGUUACCCAGCACCUCAUUACACCCACCCUCUCAGUUUCAUUUAGAAGAGGUAGUAAUUUCAGACAAAUGAGAAACGUACCCAAGAAUAUCUGGAACUUGUGUUCAGGCUAUAAACCAGAAAACUGCAAGCCUCAAGAGAAGCUCCACCUUCAACAUGGCACCAAAGAAAAGGUCACAGUGAUGAAAAGUUCCAUGUACAGCCUCAUAGAACAUUACAUGAUGGAAUAGAGAGAGGGGAAACAGCCAGACACCCAAGUCCAUAAAAAAGGAAGUCUUGGGAGUUCUGGAAAUACUAAGAGUCCUGGAACAAAGAUGAGAACCAAAAGGCUAUGGCCCUGAUAUCAGAAGGCCAUAACAAACCAUGGACCUGAUACCCAAAAAGGACAAGACAUGAUGAGCUAUACUUCAGUGGAGGCUGAAGAAAAGAGAAUCCCAGUACUCCUCCCACAAUGUUGGAAUAUGUAUAUAUCCAAUAUUGGGGAGGAGAUAUUGGAUAAAUGAUAGGAGCUACCUCCCAUUACAAGUAAAUAAUUUGACACUGGUUAAAAUGACCAUUUCUGAUUGAAUUUUAAUAAUGGAAUUUAUGAAUUGUUACCAAGAGACAUACCUCCUUUGGAUGUAAUGUAUGGGUUUCUGAUUGGAAAGUUUAGAGUUACACCUUGACAUACUAUCCUUAAGAAACCUUGCUGUUAAACAGUUGACAUGACUUGAUGCCUACUCUGUCAGCUGCUUCUUUCUACCUCCUAACCCUCACCACACAUAAAACCCUCUGCCCUGCUUUAGAGCCAAACAUUUCAAGAAGAGGAGCAUCGUCAGCAGGUUCAAAUGACAUAACUGAAAAGUGUCCACAGGAUUAGGGGACGGAGAUGGCACAGGCUACCUUUACAAGAGCAGUUUCGGGGCACCUGGGUGGCUCAGUCGGUUAAGCGGCCGACUUCGGCUGGGGUCAUGAUCUCGCGGUUCGUGAGUUCGAGCCCUGCGUCGGGCUCUGUGCUGACAGCUCAGAGCCUGGAGCCUGUUUCAGAUUCUUUGUCUCCCUCUCUCUGAACCUCCCCCGUUCAUGCUCUGUCUCUCUCUCUCUCAAAAAUAAAUAAACGUUAAAAAAAAAAUUUAAUACAACAGCAGUUUCAAUGGAGAGGUAAGCCUGGUUCUAAUGUAUGGCAGUAUCUCAUUAUAGGUUGAAUUUGCAUUUCCUUUAUGGCUAAUGAUGUUGAGUCUCCUUUUAGGUGCUUUUUGAAUAUCCUCCUUUGAGAAGUGCCUGUUCAAGACUUUUGCCCAUUUUGGGAGGCACCUGGGUGGCUCAGUUGGUUAAGCGUCUGAGUUCAACUCAGUUCAAUGGAGUGCAGCCUGGAGCCUGCUUUGGAUUCUGUGUCUCCCUCUUUCUACCCCACCCCCGUUCGUAUGCUGUGUCUCUCAAAAAUAAACGUUAAAAAAAACUUUUUUUAAGACUUUUGCCCAUGUUUUAAAUUGGGAACUCUGUUCAUUUGUAGGAUUCUUUCUAUAUUCUGGGUGCAAGGUACCUUUUUUUAAUAUUUUUUGGGGGGGAGUGCAAGUGGGGGAGGAGUAGAGCGAGGGGGACAGAGGAUCUGAAGCAGGCUCUGCACUGACAGACUGACAGCAGUGAGCCCAAUGUGGGCUUCAAACUUGCAAACCACAAGGUCAUGACCUGAGCCGAAGACAGACACUCAACCAACUGAGCCACGCAGGUGCCCCACAAGGUACUUUUUAGAUAACUUACAUCACAAACAUCAUCUCCAGCUUACCUUUUCACUCUCCAAAUGAUGUCCUUCAAUGAACAGAUGUUUUUAAUUUUAAUAAAAAAUAAUCUAUUCGUGCUUUUUGUGCCUAGUUUAAGAAAUCUUUUCGUAAUCCAAGGUCACAAAAGGUAUUUUCCUACAUUUUCUUCUACAUUUCUACUAUUUUACUUUUAAUUUUUAGGUCUACAAUCCAUUUGAAGUUAAUUUUUAUGUGUGGUCUGGGGUAGAGGUCAAAUUAAUAUUUUCCAUACAAAUAUACAACGUAUUCAACAUCAUUUAUUGAAAAGACAUUCUCUCCUCCCCCUCGGGUUGUAGUGGUAUUCUUACGAUAAAUCAAAUGAUUAUGUUAUAUGGGGGUCUAUUUCUAAAUUAUUCUGUUACAUUCUAAGGAACACCAGAUGUUUUUAGUGUAAGCAGAUUUAUAGCAAGUCUUGGUGUCUGGUGGUGUGUGUCUUCUAAUUUUGUUCUUGUUCAAAGUUGCAAUUCUAGGUCCUUGGCAUUUUCAUGCAUUUUUGAAUGAUUUUUUUUCAAUUGCUCCACACCAAAAAGUUGAGGUUUUAAUGAGCAUUACAUCAAAUACAUAAUUGUGGAAGAAUGCAUACUUUAACAAUAUUGAGACAUCCAGUCUGUGAGCAUGCUUUUCAUUUAUAUACAUCUUUUGAUCUCAGCAAUUUUUGUAUUUUUUCAGUGCAGACGUUUUGAACAUUUUUAUUAAGUUAGUCCUAUGUAUUGGGGGUUUUGAUGUUAUAAAUGCUAUUAUUUUAGUUUUCUGAUUUUUGCUAAUAUUUAUUAAAUACAUACAGUUGGUCCUUGAACAAUAUGGGUUUGAACUGUCCAGGUCCAUGUAAUAGAUGGGUUUGUUUGGUUUUUUUCCCCAAUAAAUGUAUUGGAAAAAUUUUUAAGAGACUUGCAACAAUUUAAAAAACUCACAGAUGAACCAUGUAGCCUAGAAAUAAUUGAAAAUUUAAGAAAAGGGUACAAGUGUACAAAAUAUAUGUAGAUAAUAGUCUAUUGUAUCACUACCAUAAAAUAUACACAAAUCUAUUGUAAAAAGUUAAAAUUUAUCAAAACUUCUGCACACAAGCAGACCAUACAUAGCACCAUUUGCAUUCAAGACAAAUGUCAACAAAAAGCCGCAGCAGCAAAUGAGAACUGUGUAAAAUUAACUGUAGUACAUAUUUUACUACUGUAAUAAUUUCGUAGCCACUUCCUGUUGCUGUUGAGUUGAGCCCAGUGUAGUGAGUAUCCACUUAAAAUGCCUGUGACACUAAUCGUCACUGAGCAGUUCAUCUCCCAAUAAGUUGUAUAUCACCGUGAAAAGUCAUCUGUCCUACUUCUCACAUAUUUUUCAUCAUGUCUAAGUGAAAUACUGUAAACCUGGAGUAAUACCAGGGGACCCAUAUGGAGCACCACUAAUGAUGUGGCAGUGCUCCCCAAAAGCAAAGAAAGGUUAUGAAAUUAUAAGAAAAAGUUGAAUUUCUUGAUACGUAUCAGUGAUUAAGGUCCACAGUUGCAGUUGCCUGCCAUUCCAAGACAAAUGAAUCCAGUAUAAUCCUCAGGAGGAAGGAAGGAAGGAAGGAAGGAAGGAAGGAA